AAUUCAAAGUAGAGGAAGGUGGCGAGGAAAAUAAAGUAGAAGAUGCAUAUAAUGAGGAAACAGAAGAAAUUAAUUGGGAUUGUCCAUGUCUAGGAGGAAUGGCAAAUGGUCCUUGUGGUGAACAAUUCAAAGUGGCAUUUUCUUGUUUUGUUUAUUCAAAAGAAGAACCAAAAGGUAUUGAUUGUCUUGAUGCAUUCAAAGAGAUGAAUAAUUGA
Entrophospora sp. SA101 is the source of this 215-nucleotide messenger RNA. The record is from the annotation of a GenBank genome assembly. Lineage: Eukaryota; Fungi; Glomeromycota; Glomeromycetes; Entrophosporales; Entrophosporaceae.